Chaetura pelagica (chimney swift) is the source of this 3405-nucleotide messenger RNA. Its product is annotated as C-Jun-amino-terminal kinase-interacting protein 3. Bases 1 to 3243 code for a protein of 1080 amino acids. Gene Ontology annotation, biological process: vesicle-mediated transport. Gene Ontology annotation, molecular function: JUN kinase binding; kinesin binding; MAP kinase scaffold activity. Gene Ontology annotation, cellular component: cytoplasm. The transcript is spliced from 25 exons. Lineage: Eukaryota; Metazoa; Chordata; Aves; Apodiformes; Apodidae. The record is from RefSeq and is a predicted model, not a curated record.
AUGUCUGAAUCUGGACAGUCCUCAGCAGCUGCCACACCAAGCACCACUGGAACCAAGUCCAACACUCCCACGUCAUCUGUGCCAUCUGCUGCUGUCACACCCUUAAAUGAGAGCAUCCAGCCCAUCGGCGAGUACAACAGCACAGGCAAGAGCAAUAGGAGGGCACGAGAAAAGAGGAACAGCCGGAACAUGGAAGUCCAGGUCACACAGGAGAUGAGGAAUGUCAGCAUAGGAAUGGGCAGCAGUGAUGAAUGGUCUGACGUUCAGGACAUCAUCGACUCUACUCCAGAGCUGGAUAUGUGUCAAGACCCUCGCCUGGAACGCACUGGUAACAGCCCAACACAGGGGAUUGUGAACAAGGCGUUUGGCAUCAACACGGACUCUCUGUAUCAUGAACUUUCCACAGCCGGAUCUGAGGUUAUUGGAGAUGUUGAUGAAGGAGCAGAUCUGCUAGGAAUGGGCAAAGAAGUGGGGAAUCUACUGCUGGAGAACUCGCAGCUUCUGGAGACCAAAAAUGCUUUGAAUGUUGUGAAGAAUGAUUUGAUUGCCAAGGUGGACCAGCUGUCUGGAGAGCAGGAAGUGCUGAAGGGAGAGCUUGAAGCAACAAAGCAGGCCAAAGCCAAAAUGGAAGCAAGAGUCAAGGAGCUGGAGGAGGAGCUGAAAAGAGUGAAAUCUGAAGCGAUUGUUGCCCGACGUGAACCCAAAGAGGAGGUGGAGGAUGUAAGCAGCUAUCUCUGUACAGAAUUGCAGUGCUCCUCCCCCCUGCAGGACAACAUCCCCAUAGCUCAGCGCCGCCGCUUCACCCGCGUGGAAAUGGCCCGGGUUCUGAUGGAGCGCAAUCAGUACAAGGAGAGGCUGAUGGAGCUCCAGGAAGCUGUCAGGUGGACAGAGAUGAUCAGAGCUUCCCGUGAGCACCCAUCUGUCCAGGAAAAGAAGAAAUCCACCAUUUGGCAGUUCUUCAGCCGUCUGUUCAGUUCUUCCUCGAGUCCUCCACCAGUGAAGAGAACCUACCCAUCUGUCAACAUCCACUACAAGUCUCCAACAACAGCAGGGUUCAGCCAGCGCCGCAGUCACACCAUGUGCCAGAUCUCCUCCGGCAGCCGAACCCUGGAGUUCUUCCCUGAAGAUGACUGCACCUCCUCAGCACGCCGUGAGCAGAAGCGGGAGCAGUACCGCCAGGUCCGAGAGCAUGUGCGGAAUGACGACGGGCGCCUGCAGGCCUGUGGCUGGAGCCUCCCUGCCAAGUACAAGCAGCUGAGUCCCAAUGGUGGUCAGGAGGACAACCGCAUGAAGAAUGUCCCUGUGCCUGUCUAUUGUCGCCCACUAGUAGAGAAGGACCCAACCAUGAAGCUGUGGUGUGCCGCUGGAGUCAAUCUCACUGGGUGGAGACCUUUGGAGCAGGAGCCUGGGAGUGGACAGAAACUGGAUCCUGGACGUGAUCCCCUCACCUGUGAUAGGGACGCUGAAGGCGAGAACAACAAGAGUAACCAUACAUCUCCUGAGAAGAAAAAGGCCAAGGAGCUCCAUGAAAUGGAUGCCACAUCCAGUCGUGUCUGGAUCCUCACUAGUACACUAUCAACAAGUAAAGUAGUAAUUAUUGAUGCCAAUCAGCCUGGCACAGUGGUCGACCAGUUCACUGUCUGCAAUGCUCAUGUCCUCUGUAUCUCCAGCAUCCCUGCGGCCAGUGAGAGUGAUUAUCCUCCAGGGGAGAUCUUUUUGGAGGGAGACGUGAAUCCUGAAGAGUCAUCUGGAACAGAUGGUGUCUUGGCAGGAAUCACUCUGGUGGGCUGUGCGACCCGCUGCAAUGUGCCACGAAGCAACUGUUCCUCACGUGGUGACACACCUGUACUGGACAAGGGACAGAGUGAAGUGGCUGCUGUCUGCAAUGGGAAGAUGAACCAGUCCCAAUCUACUGAGGAGGCAACAGAAGCUACGGAGGUACCAGAGACUGGUCCAAGUGAGGCAGAACCUUCUGAGGCCCGGUCUGGGCCCCUCACAGAGCACGUCUUUACAGAUCCAGUCCAUGCACAGGCACCUCUGAGGCAGAACGGGGAGCAUGGGCAGCUGAAGAUGGAGUCAAGCACAGCACUGCCAGAUCAGGAACUGCAUGGGGAUGCUGCUGGGACUUGCACCAGUGCUGCCCCCACCAUGUGGCUGGGAGCGCAGAAUGGCUGGCUUUAUGUGCACUCGGCUGUAUCCAACUGGAAGAAGUGUCUGCACUCAAUAAAGCUGAAGGACUCUGUCCUGAGUCUAGUGCAUGUGAAAGGGAGAGUCCUUGUUGCUCUGGCAGAUGGAACAUUAGCCAUAUUCCAUCGGGGAGAAGAUGGUCAGUGGGAUCUCAGUAAUUACCACCUAAUGGACCUUGGGCACACUCACCAUUCCAUCCGCUGCAUGGCUGUUGUGUAUGAUAGAGUCUGGUGUGGCUACAAGAACAAAAUCCAUGUUAUACAACCUAAGACAAUGCAGAUUGAGAAAUCCUUUGAUGCCCACCCUCGGCGGGAGAGUCAGGUGCGACAGCUGGCAUGGAUUGGAGAUGGAGUGUGGGUUUCCAUCCGCCUGGACUCCACUCUGAGGCUCUACCAUGCCCACAGCCACCAACAUCUGCAAGAUGUCGACAUUGAGCCUUAUGUCAGCAAGAUGCUAGGCACUGGAAAGCUGGGCUUCUCCUUUGUGAGGAUUACAGCUCUGCUCAUUGCUGGCAACCGCCUCUGGGUAGGGACAGGGAACGGUGUCGUCAUCUCCAUUCCAUUGACUGAGACUGUAGUCCUCCACCGAGGCCAACUCCUUGGGCUCCGGGCCAACAAGACCUCACCAACCUCUGGAGAGGGCAGCCGCUCUGGUGGGGUGAUCCAUGUGUAUGGCGAUGACAACAGUGACAAAUCAGCCAGCAGUUUCAUUCCCUACUGCUCCAUGGCUCAGGCACAGCUCUGUUUCCAUGGCCAUCGUGAUGCUGUCAAGUUCUUCGUCUCUGUGCCUGGCAAUGUCCUAGCAACCCUGAAUGGGAGUGUGUUGGACAGCCCUUCGGAGAACCCCAGCACAGCAGCCACAGAGACUGAGGGGCAGAAGCUGAAGAAUGUCCUGGUGCUGAGUGGGGGAGAAGGGUACAUCGAUUUCCGGAUCGGGGAUGGAGAAGAUGAUGAGACAGAGGAGAAUGCAGGAGAUGCCACCCCAGUGAAGCCAGUACUUUCCAAGGCUGAAAGGAGCCACAUUAUUGUGUGGCAGGUGUCAUACAUCCCUGAGUGAGAAUUUCUUCAUUCCCACCACUCUUUAAGUGUCCCUCCUCCCGCCUGAACACCAAGAUGUACAUACGGAACACCUGCAUUAAACCUGCUGCUGGAAACCGACCCCAGGCAACUGCAACAGCUCCUGCCUCGGACUGUCACCCCCUUCUAACCUCUGAACUUG